This is a messenger RNA of Terrapene triunguis (Three-toed box turtle), 2274 nucleotides long. It is a transcript of the gene ZBTB20, whose product is annotated as zinc finger and BTB domain containing 20. The record is from RefSeq and is a predicted model, not a curated record. The coding region runs from base 1 to 2274 and encodes 757 amino acids. The transcript is spliced from 4 exons. NCBI's taxonomy places the organism in Eukaryota, Metazoa, Chordata, Testudines, Emydidae. Gene Ontology annotation, molecular function: RNA polymerase II cis-regulatory region sequence-specific DNA binding; DNA-binding transcription factor activity, RNA polymerase II-specific; protein binding. Gene Ontology annotation, biological process: regulation of transcription by RNA polymerase II.
AUGUCUGCACUAGGGCCAAGGCUUGGAGUGAUUUACCUGAAGAGUGACACCAUUUGGAAACCACUGAAGAAACCCAAGACAGCUGAAAACCAGAAGGCGUCUGAGGAGAAUGAGAUUACUCAGACGGGUGCAUGCAGCGCCAAGCCAGGCCUUCCCUGCCUGAACCUUGAAGCUGUUCCGCCUCUGAGCCCAGCCCUCACCCACUCAUCACAGUCACCAACAAACCUGCCCGCACACACAGGGUCAUCUGAUUGUAACAUCAGUUGCAAGGGGAUGACAGAGCGCAUUCACAGCAUCAACCUUCACAACUUCAGCAAUUCUGUGCUCGAGACCCUCAACGAGCAGCGCAACCGUGGCCACUUCUGUGACGUGACGGUCCGCAUCCACGGGAGCAUGCUACGCGCCCACCGCUGCGUGCUGGCGGCUGGCAGCCCCUUCUUCCAGGACAAGCUGCUGCUGGGGUACAGCGACAUCGAGAUCCCCUCAGUGGUGUCAGUCCAGUCCGUGCAAAAGCUCAUUGACUUCAUGUACAGUGGGGUGCUGCGGGUCUCACAGUCAGAGGCCCUGCAGAUCCUCACAGCUGCCAGCAUCCUGCAGAUCAAGACUGUGAUUGACGAAUGCACAAGGAUCGUCUCGCAGAAUGUGGGGGAGGUCUACCCAGUGAUUCAGGACUCUGGGCAGGAGACGCCCAGGGGGACCCCCGAAUCGGGCACCUCAGGGCAGAGCAGCGACACAGAGUCUGGCUACCUGCAGAGCCACUCGCAGCACAGCGUGGACAGGAUCUACUCGGCUCUUUAUGCCUGUUCCAUGCAGAAUGGCAGUGGGGAGCGCUCCUUCUACAGCGGAGCAGUGGUCAGCCACCAUGAAACAGCCCUGGGGCUCCCCAGAGACCAUCACAUGGAAGACCCCAGCUGGAUUACACGGAUCCACGAGCGCUCACAGCAGAUGGAGCGGUACCUCUCCACCACUCCAGAGACCACACACUGCCGCAAGCAACCACGCCCGGUCCGGAUCCAGACCCUGGUGGGCAACAUCCACAUCAAACAGGAGAUGGAGGAUGACUAUGACUACUAUGGCCAGCAGAGGGUGCAGAUCCUGGAGCGUAAUGAGUCUGAGGAAUGCACUGAGGACACUGACCAAGCAGAAGGCACUGAGAGUGAGCCCAAGGGGGAGAGUUUUGACUCUGGAGUCAGUUCCUCCAUUGGGACUGAGCCUGAUUCCAUGGAGCAGCAGUUCAUGGCUAACCUGGGCCGAGAGGGUCAGCAGGAACCUUCCCAAGUAGAGCAAAGUGAAGUCCCUGCUGAAGGCACACAGACCCAGCCGCAACACCUAGAUGCCAACACUUCCUCGCCGGACAGAAGCAAUGACAUUGAAAUGGACAGCAAAGUGCUCAUUGUCAGUAACAACAGCGAAAAGGGGGCCUUGCAGCCUUCUGUCAACACAACAGUUGCCCAACCAUUGCCAAGCACCCAACUCUACUUACGCCAGACAGAAACCCUCACCAGCAAUCUGAGGAUGCCGCUGACCCUGACCAGCAACACACAGGUCAUUGGCACAGCUGGCAACACCUACCUGCCCGCCCUCUUUACCACACAGUCUGCUGGCAGUGGACCUAAACCUUUCCUUUUCAGCCUGCCCCAGCCCUUAGCUGGCCAACAGACACAGUUUGUGACAGUGACCCAGCCUGGCCUGUCAACCUUUACUGCCCAGCUGCCAGCCCCACAGCCCUUGGCCCCAUCUGCGGGCCACAGCACAGCAGGUGGACAGGGUGAAAAAAAGCCUUACGAGUGCACUCUCUGCAACAAGACUUUCACCGCCAAACAGAACUAUGUCAAGCACAUGUUUGUACACACAGGUGAGAAGCCCCACCAGUGCAGCAUCUGUUGGCGCUCCUUCUCCUUAAAGGAUUACCUAAUCAAACACAUGGUGACGCACACCGGCGUGAGGGCCUACCAGUGCAGCAUCUGCAACAAGCGCUUCACCCAGAAGAGCUCCCUCAACGUGCACAUGCGCCUCCACCGUGGGGAGAAGUCCUACGAGUGCUACAUCUGCAAGAAGAAGUUCUCCCACAAGACCCUUCUGGAGAGGCAUGUGGCUCUGCACAGUGCCACUAAUGGCACGACCGGCGCAGCAGGCACCGGCAACAGGGCUGUCCCUGCCGGGGUGGUGGCCUGCACGGAGGGGACCACGUAUGUCUGCUCUGUCUGUCCAGCUAAGUUUGACCAAAUCGAGCAUUUCAACGACCACAUGAGGAUGCAUGUGUCAGACGGAUAA